AUGGAGAGAGGCCAACCUGCUGCGCCGAGCAGCUUAGAGAUAAAGGUGGUGAGUCCACGGCGGAGCGACAACGUUGUGCACCCGGCGGGACAGCCUCCGGAGACCACGACGCCGCGGCGGUCGUUCAGCGACUACAGCCCGUUGAAGAGGUGGGUGUCAUGGCUGGUGUCGUCGAUUGUGGUGGCCAACAUUGUGGUUUUUGUGGUGACCAUGUUCGUGAACGAUUGCCCCAAGAACUCCGACACUUGCAUUGGUCGGUUCCUCGGCCGCCUCUCCUUUCAGCCCUUCAAGGAAAACCACGUAAAGCUUUCACUCUUUUAUUUGUUGGGUAUGUGUCAUCCAAAGUCUAUAACUGCUAAAAGUAGCACUACAAGGCCAAGGGAGCUAUCAUCUGUUAGAAAAGAUGGGUGCUCUAGACGUUCAGAGAGUGGUUCAUCGACACUAGGGAUGGCGGCUGAUCUCAUGUUUGAUGGAAACAAGAGGACGUUUUAUUCAGCGGUGAGCAAAGAAAAGAGUUUAUACACCGAAGAUGGGGUUCAAACUUUAGUUUUAGACAUAUUCGAAUUGGUUUCCUAUAUUCUCAUGUCUGGUUUUGGUGGGAGUUUGCUUUCAGCUCUUUUUAUUCAAUAUGGUAUUUCUGUUGGUGCUUCUGGUGCACUUUUUGGUUUACUCGGAAGCAUGCUUUCAGAGCUCAUAUCAAAUUGGACAAUUGCAGGGUUUGUUUGCUGUAGGAGCUCCCUGCAAUCGGGACUCGGAGGGAACGCAACGGAUAGGCUGGCGCUGCUUGCCAUCAAAGAUCUUCAUAAUUACAACGUGAUGAGCUCCUGGAACGAAUCCACGCACUUUUGCAUGUGGCAUGGUGUGACGUGCGACGACAUCACCAAAGGGUCACUACCCUACACCCGCAAUCUCAAAAUCUGGUAG
This is a messenger RNA of Malus domestica (apple), 924 nucleotides long. The record is from RefSeq and is a predicted model, not a curated record. Lineage: Eukaryota; Viridiplantae; Streptophyta; Magnoliopsida; Rosales; Rosaceae.